This is a messenger RNA of Recurvomyces mirabilis, 525 nucleotides long. RefSeq lists its product as uncharacterized. The transcript has a single exon. The coding region runs from base 1 to 525 and encodes 174 amino acids. Lineage: Eukaryota; Fungi; Ascomycota; Dothideomycetes; Mycosphaerellales; Teratosphaeriaceae. The record is from RefSeq and is a predicted model, not a curated record.
AUGGGGAUCACAACGACUACAAAAGCGAAGGCUGUCAAAGCACAGCUCCCUUCCCGGCACCGGAUCACGAAGAUCGCUACGGCGUACCCCCAGAAGACGCGAGAUCGCAUGGCACAAGAACUCAAGAAGCGCCUAAUACCGUGGGUAGGUAAUACUGUGCCACUAGAUCUCAUCUUCAGGUGCAAUCUCAACAGCACAACUGGCAAAGCAGCCAAGAACUUCAGGGCGUGUGUGCAGCAGCCAAGGACUCGUCUAUUCAACAAAGUCUAUCUCAUGGAUAUCGAACAUCCUUCCUUUCAGAAGAUCGAAAAGUACCGGCUAUCGCAACUUCACGUCUACGAAAGCAAGCUCGAGGAGGGCGAGGGAGAAUGCUAUGAGAGUAAGACGUAUGUGGCUUGGGAGGACGGGUCCAGGACGGAGCUUAGCCAGGAGACGUGGAUGGAGUGUGAGAAUCGUUUCAAGGCUCUGGCUACUCUCAAGGGCGCGGUGACGACUAGGAUCGAGGUGGAGUGCGAAUUUGCUUGA